AUGAAGCUGUCCUGCGCUCUCUUCUCCGCCAUCCUGGCCCUCUCCGCCUCUGCCCUCCCGGCCCCUCACAACGGUGGAAACUACGGUGGUGUUUCCGCGGCUGACCGUCGUGGAAGAAAUGCUUCCCGUGUCUCUUCCUCCGCCAUCGCCUCUGCCACCGCCGCUCCAACAGCCACAGCUGUCCCUGCUACCCCACCUCCCGCCGCCGGCGGUGGUGAAGGCGGUGAAGAAGGCGAAGAGAACGAGGUUGAACAAGAGGCCCAGUUCGGCGAGGCGGUCGAACUAGGCGGUGGCAACAUCAAAACCGAUACUCUCUUCCCUGCUGGCACCAACGGCGUCUUCGAGGUCGAAUUCCAAAAUCAAGAAGGCAGAUCCAUGAUCGUAACCGAGAACAAGUCCCCUGCCGCGCCUCCCCCCGGCUUCAAGGCCCUCGAGCCAGUCUCGUACAAGGUCGCCAUCGCUGGUGGCGGCACUGAUGGGCUGACGCUGCAGAAGAUUGACUACAUUCUUACUGCUGACAACACGCUUGAUAUCAGCGCUGGUCAGAUUGGUCGCUUCUGCCCCGAGGCCAAUGGAUUCGUCAUUGGUGCUGGUGUCGGCGAGUUGGAGUUUGAGCUCGAGGAGAAUGAGCUUACUCUUACUGUUGAUAGCUUGGUUGGCGAGUGGGGCAUCUUUGUUCCUGAUAACGCUGCUGCUGGCGGUGCUGGUGCGGGCGUUGGAGCUGAUGCUGGUGCUGGAACUGGAGCUGCCGGUGGCGCCUGCGGUGCCGGGACUACUUGCCGGGCUUUGCUUGACGCCCUUCAGCGUCUCAGUGGCCGUGCCUAA
Messenger RNA from Podospora pseudocomata, 825 nucleotides. RefSeq lists its product as uncharacterized. The record is from RefSeq and is a predicted model, not a curated record. Lineage: Eukaryota; Fungi; Ascomycota; Sordariomycetes; Sordariales; Podosporaceae. Bases 1 to 825 code for a protein of 274 amino acids. The transcript has 2 exons.